Messenger RNA from Coffea arabica (coffee), 1357 nucleotides. RefSeq lists its product as uncharacterized. Lineage: Eukaryota; Viridiplantae; Streptophyta; Magnoliopsida; Gentianales; Rubiaceae. The record is from RefSeq and is a predicted model, not a curated record.
CGUCUUGGUCGACGAGACUAAGAUGACUGGAAAAUUGUCGGCCAGGAGGGGGGGAAGAAACAGCAACAGUGAAGAUUCUUUACGGGAAGCUGGCAAGGUUAUGAAAGAAAGCUCAGUUUUCGGACAAUACUCGGAUGCAGAAUUGGUAGCUCAGCUGAAAGGACUGGCUCUGGAUCCUUGUAAUUCAGAAUAUUCACAGAGCAAAAUUCGACCCUUGUGGACUCAGACUAUUAGAGUGCGCAAGGCUAUGGCUAUGGCUGAUACGGAAUUUCCUCGGAGAAAGCGGAAACUGCAGCAGUUGUUAAAAGCUCUUCCUGGUUAUGGUUCAGAGUUAUCUAACCAACAAUGUUGGACAAAACUGAGCAGAGGGCGGGUCUUGCAUGCAUCUUCCGCUUCAUGCUUCUUGAGUUCAGUUGAAUCUGCUGAAAGUUUUGACCCAAAAGUUCUCUUGGAGUCAAAUAGUUCAAACAGUUUAUUGACCUUUGAGGAUGAUUUUCUGGAGAAGCAGAUAUAUUCAGAAUCUUCCUUAAUGUGUGAACCUAUAAACUGCAGUCCCUUUUGGAAGGAUGUGUUUUCUUUAGUCGAUUCUGAUGAAUCAGUGAAUUGUUCAAACCCAGCAAGUCCUGGAAACCUGACAUUCCUUGAAGUUCCUCCUCUGAAUAUGGAUGACAUUGGUCAGCGCUCAAAAUUAGGCGCUUUUGAUGAUCGCAAUCAAAAACAUCUUCAGCCAACUCGCAGCAAUCAAAAACAUCUUCAGCCAACUCGGCGAUCAAUUAGGUUGUUGAACUUCAUUGGCGACAAUCUUCAAAAAAUGGUUGUCCCUGUUGGGCCUCGAUUCCAGGCUGAGGUUCCAGAUUGGACUGGCCCUUGCUGUGAUGAAGAUUGUGAUUCUGAUAGCUCAAGGUGGUUGGGUACCCGAAUUUGGCCAAUUGAAGGCAGAGAAAUGAAAAUCACUACUCGAGUUGCUGGUAAAGGGAGGCCUGAAUCUUGCUCUUGUUUGUCCCCUGCUUCGGUCGAGUGUGUUCGACGGCAUAUUCUCGAGGAAAGGCUACUCCUGCUAUGUGAUGCUGGUUCUGCAUUUUUCAGCUGGAAGCUUGACGAGGCGGGGGAAGCAGUUUCAAAAUCAUGGACAUCAGAGGAACAGCGUGAUUUUGAAUUACUUGCUAAAACAAAAUUAAACUCAACUGGAAAGGACUUCUUGAAGCAUGCUUUGAAUUGCUUUCCCUCGAAAUCACGAAAAGCAAUUAUUAGUUAUUAUUUGAACGUUUUCAUUCCUCGACGGAUGAGCCUGCAGACGAGGUCGGCUUUCAGCCAAGUCGACACUGACGAGGAAAUUUCCAUACAUAGGCCAACUUGA